Molecule: messenger RNA, 2961 nt
Organism: Oncorhynchus mykiss (rainbow trout)
Lineage: Eukaryota; Metazoa; Chordata; Actinopteri; Salmoniformes; Salmonidae
Source: RefSeq, a predicted model, not a curated record
CUUUUUCUCUCUCUGUCUCUCUCUCUCUUUCUGUAUCUCUCUUUCUCUGUCUCUCUCUUUCUCUAUCUCUCUUUCUCUCACACAGACAGCCACACACACAUAUAGUCAAGUACACUUGUGACAAUAAUAAACAAUUGUUUGUUAGUACUAGUAGUAGUGAUAUGUGUGUGUGUGUUUAGAUGCAGCGCGGGCCAGCUUGGCCAAUGUUUCACAGUCAGAUGAGGAACCCAGCAUGUAUUACCAUGGCUACACCAGACUAAAGGGGUGUAGUUCCAUGCCAGACCUGCAGAGAGAGACUCUCCUGGAGGAGCUGGAGCUGGAGGCCCUGCCUACCAGACCCCAGUCGCCUCUGGUGCUGCUGGCCACUGGGCCCUGCUCCAACAUCGAGAAGCCCAUUGACCCUGCCCACGACCUCAGGAGGUUGCUACAGGACAGAGUGAUUGUGGAUCAGGCUGUGACAGACUCUGACACAGACCUCCCUCCUCUGAUCAAGGCCCUGGCGUGGAGAGGUUCCACCAAACUACAACAGCUCACACACACUCUGCAGAAACAGGAAGAGGAGGGGGAGAAGAGGGAGGGUGCCAGUGGAGGAAGGUACAGGGUGCCAGUGGAGGAACCGAUGCACCCCCAGGGAGCUGUGGUGAACGUGGCCCUGUCCCACGUCUCUCUAGCCCGCACAGCCGCCGCCCGCGUCUCAGACAGGGUUCUCCGCGACACCAUUAACAUCCACACGUACCCACCCGUCUACAACUACCUCACCAAAGAGCUUGAGCUCUCUUCAGUGCAAUGGCUGGAUCGUAACCUGUUUGCCGGGGAAGAAAUAAAGGAAGUCUAUAAGGAGUUAUCCAAAAGCAAAUCUACACAGUAUCUCAACUUCGAUGAGGACGCCAUGAUAGAGCCAGCCCUGACCAACAUCAGAUGGAGUAUGAAGAAGAAGAACCACCAGAGGUUCAUCAACCCACAGCUGAAGAGACAGAACACCAACGCCAUGUCCCACAGGAAAAGGACCGAGAUCCCAGCGGACCAUAAGAAACCGGAAGACCAGAAUUCCCGGGCCUUCACGGCCUGGCUGCAGUGGUGGAAGACUGACCUCUCAGUCGAGGACUACCUCCGAUACAUCACCAAUCAGGACAAUGACUACCUGUGGGCGGCGUUCCACCUGUACGAUAGUGGCGAUAGUGACGAUGAGGAGGACGAGAGAAGAAGACUGCUCCAGCUACGAGGAGACGAGAGGAAGAAGUCUGUCUGUCUGAGGCGGAGGCAGAAGAUGGAGGCUCUAAAGGGUCAGAAGCAGGAGUACGUGACAGGGGUGUGGAACGUCAACACGGUCCUGCUGGGAGGGCUGUGGAAGGAACCCGAUCUGGAGGAGGAGGAAGAGAGCCCAGAUGAAGAAAUAACCAGCUCUAAACAGAAGGCCUAUAAGAGGACAGUGAGUGUGGGGAGCAAGGAGGCCAGUCGAGGGGGGGUGAUGGGAGAGGGGGACCAGGUCCAGAGCAGGCUGGAGAGGAUCUGGACACUCCUCUGCCUGCCCGACACCUACAGACUGGACAUGGCCAUUAAGUACAGCUCCCACGCACGCAGGGACCAGCUGGAGGAGGCCACAGCAGCAUGGGAGCGCGCUGCCCGUCUCAUCCAGCAGAGAGAGUCUCUGCUGGCUCGUCUGGAGCUGUUUGAGAGGGACGCUUCUGACCCCAACCGCUUCUUCCUGCAAGGCUACCGAGGCACCUCUCUAGCCAGGAUGGAUGAGUCCAAGCACCGGAGAAAACUCAACUCCCAGAUCUGUUCUCUGGAGAAGGUUUUGUCUAAGAUUCUCCACCACAUUACAGACAGCUUCCAUGACACUGUCACCUACAAGGGGAGGCCGUACAGGGAGAAGAUGCGCUGGGACCGCAUCGAGAUGCUCUACUGGCUGCAGCAGGAGCGCCGGGUCCAGGCUCUGGAGAGGGUGGUGGAGGGGAGGGGCUCUCUCCCCACCAGACUGCCCCCCCUCAACCCCAACCUUCAGCUGUACCCGGGCACCCACCCCACCCCCCAAGGACACACCCCGACCCUCAGCCAGAGACCCCACCCUCACACACACAGCCCCUCCAAUCCAACCCAGCCGAGCUCAGUGUAUCCAGUAUAAGUUUGAACGUUGUAAGCAAAUAAAUAAAAUGCUUGGAAAAUUGUUUGUAUGCACUGCUUGGAAGGAUAUAUUAUAUUUGAUAAUUUGUAUGUAUUCAUAUUAUGUAUAAUCCAUGAUCAUUAUCCCUUGUCAAGUAAAUGUAUGAACGUGAUUGGAUAGUAUAUAUGCACUACUAGUAGGUUCAUAUGACAUUGUCAACAUUUGAUAUGGAGAAUAUUUUGUCAUUAAUCAUUUACAUUAUUUUGUUCUGAGUGUGGCAGAAACAUGCAACUCUAAGUGCCAUGACAAAAGGAACGCUGUUUGCACUAUGAGUCUAUUUCGGGUCACUGUUAAGUGUCUUAUCAGUAUUGCCAAGUGCAAUACCAAAGAUACUGAGCUAGCACUGCAGGCCUACAAGUUUACAAUGAACAACAAGCUGUCACGCAUCACCAGGCAGCCUUCUCCCAUCUGCCUAGUUACAGUUAAGCGCAUGCUUUAUCUCACCCUCUCACGUGUGCGCGAAACGCCACCGCAUUGGUCAUUUCAGACCGGGGGAAGUUGUUUUUGUUACAAUUCAGGAAGAACCCUACUCAUUUCAAAAAUAGGUGGGGAUUUUUGUCAGAAUUACAUUAUUUUGAAAGGAAAUUAUUAUAAACUUGAGUACUUAUCGAGUGUGGAUAGCGAGCUCCUGUGUCGAGCAAAUAGAUACAUGUGAGUAAUUGUGUUUCAUUUGUUUCCUUACAACUUAUUACGAGUGAAGUAUGUGCCACCUUCAGUUAAAAAGUGUUGUUCCUAUCUUGUUUUUAUAAACAAACAAUGUUUGUCUGCCUGUGGAAAUAAUAAACGUAUAAAUAGCG